Messenger RNA from Archocentrus centrarchus (flier cichlid), 1935 nucleotides. RefSeq names its product protein-L-isoaspartate (D-aspartate) O-methyltransferase (gene pcmt1). Gene Ontology annotation, molecular function: protein-L-isoaspartate (D-aspartate) O-methyltransferase activity. Lineage: Eukaryota; Metazoa; Chordata; Actinopteri; Cichliformes; Cichlidae. The coding region runs from base 11 to 820 and encodes 269 amino acids. The record is from RefSeq and is a predicted model, not a curated record. Gene Ontology annotation, biological process: protein modification process. The transcript has 8 exons. Gene Ontology annotation, cellular component: cytoplasm.
AAUCCCUCCGAUGCCCGGUGACGUACCCGCUGCUCCGCCGUCCGCUCUGGAGGUUGUCAGCUUCAUCGGCAAAACGGUCGGCGCAGGCGCGGCACUGACAGCUGCUGUCUACUUACUCCGCAAAGUCUGCUUAAUAAUGGCCUGGAAAUCAGGAGGAGCUAGCCACGCAGAGCUCGUUAACAACCUCCGCAAAAAUGGCAUUAUUAAAUCUGACAAGGUCUAUGAAGUCAUGCUGGCCACAGACCGAGCACAUUUCUCAAGGUGUAAUCCUUACAUGGACUCGCCGCAGUCAAUAGGCUAUCAAGCGACCAUCAGCGCCCCACACAUGCAUGCCUAUGCCCUGGAGCUUCUACACGACCAGUUGUAUGAAGGAGCGAAGGCUCUGGACGUCGGAUCUGGCAGCGGGAUCCUGUCGGUUUGCUUCGCACGAAUGGUAGGUCCCAAAGGGAAAGUUUUAGGAAUCGAUCACAUCAAAGAGCUGGUAGAUGAUUCUAUAAACAACGUGAAGAAAGAUGAUCCCAGUUUGAUAACAUCAGGCCGAGUCAAGCUAGUAGUGGGAGACGGGCGAUUGGGCUACACUGAGGAGGCGCCGUAUGAUGCCAUCCAUGUUGGUGCAGCUGCACCCACUGUUCCCCAAGCUCUUCUGGACCAGUUGAAGCCCGGCGGGCGUCUGAUUCUGCCCGUAGGCCCGGCAGGGGGGAACCAGAUGCUGGAGCAGUAUGACAAGCUGGAGGAUGGCAGCACCAAAAUGAAGCCCUUGAUGGGGGUGAUUUAUGUGCCUUUAACAGACAAAGACAAGCAGUGGUCCAGGUGGAAGUGACUUCCUUGUCCCUCUCCUCCCCCUCUCUCCUUCUCACAGUGGCAAAGGGAUGAACUUUGAAGAGGAACACAGUCCAUAAUCCACCUUUUAAGUUUGAACCUGGAGAAAACUUGUAACGGGUCAGACAGCCCUUGACAUUGUGUUCAAAGCAUAACAAACCGUGCUUUUUUUUUUUUGGUUUUGUUUAAUUCUAACAAUGGACUAGAGUUUCACAUUUGAUGACGGCCCCGAGGGGCUGCGAGGAAAGACUGCUCGACGCUCAGCACAGAAAUAUGGGAUAGAGAUUCUUCUUUUUUUUUUUUUUUUUUUUUUUUUUGUUUUUGUUUUGCAGGCCUGCAUCCUUUUUGGUUAUGUGUUUGUUUUAACUGCUGGAUUUUAAGUUUGUUUUUCUUUUUUUCCCCCCCUUUUUCUUUUUGUGGUUUCACCAUUUGAAUUGCAAUCAGACGUUUUUCACAGCAUUACAUUUCAGCGGCAUCAAAGCUGAAUGUCGGAGGAACCCCGGACAACCAAGACGAAGAACACCUGAGCCUUUUAGAUAAUUCACCUAGCUACAGUCUGUGUGUGUGUGUGUGUGUGUGUGUGUGUGUGUGUGUGUGUGUGUGUGGGUCAUAAAAACUGUAGACUUCUCUGCUAAAAUAUGAGCUUUCUUCCCGUGGCAUCAGUAUUAGGAACACACAAAUGAACACACAAAGGCUGAUGUAACCCCCACACGUCCUGUUUGAUGUGCAGCACUCUUAGAUCAUUCAACAUGUAAAAUAAGUAUUGGAUCAUACUGAACAUACUCCGAAGGGAGCAGAGCACUAAUAACACCGACACACGCACGCACGUUCAGGGCUGUGCUUUCCACUUGAUGUGUUGCUUUCUGCCGCUGGUUUCCAUUAACAAUUUGUGCAGGCUCCUCUGGUGACUGACACUAAAUGGGGAAAGCCAAUGCUUUGCCAAAAUAAACUCCAACAAUAUAAAGCAAAUGAAUGUCUGUUUUCUUGAGGAAAAAAACAUUUAAAAAAAAAAAAAAAGCACAUUUUAUUUUAUUUUGGGUGAUCUAAGUGAUGGAUUAUAUUUGGCUUUCACAAUUGCUGGAAUGGCAUAUGAAAAUAAAGAGAUGCUUAUGUUUU